UGCUGCUCCCUGCACCACCCAUCACCCAUGACACUUAACGAUAAAUUUUUUCAAGAGUGAGUUUGUCAAAUCUAAAUCAUAUAUUAAAACAAUAAAUUAUUGUAAAGCCCAAAAGUAUCAUAAAAAUAUUUGUGAUAAUUUUAAUCAAAUAAAUAAACGCGUGUUAAUUAAUUGAUUGAAAUAAUAUAUAAAAUAUAUGAAAUAUAUAGGUAUAUUGACAAGACGCUCUAUUGUGUCACAUCAAUGGCAUCAAGUGUCAGUGUGUGUUUAUCCAACAACACAUACACAUGUCAAUAAUUUUUCAUCUUUAAAAAAAUAAAAAAAUAAAAAAUACUCUGUCUCAUACAAAUGCUGGAGUAGUUUUUAUAUAUUUUAUUUUUGUAUUGUGUGUAUCUGUGUGAUCAUGCUGCUGUUGGCUGCAUCAAAUAAAUAUUAUCAAAAUAAUAAAAAAUCAUCAUCAUCAUUACAUUCUCAAAUUAAUUGUCAAAAAUAUUAGCUAAAUUUAUCAUUAAUUUUUUGUGGAUUUUAUCAACUUAAAAAUACUAAAAACAAGAAAAAAUUAACAAUAACAAUUUAGUGAAUGAUAAUAGUGUUUGUUUAAACAAUUAAAAAUAAUAAUAAUAAAAAAUGUUGAAAUUCAUACGAGGAAAGGGUCAACAAACCACAGCCGAACGUCAAAAACUUCAAAAAGAUCUUUUUGCAUUUAGAAAGACGGUCCAACAUGGAUUUCCCAAUAAACCAACAGCUCUUGCUUGGGAUCCAAGUUUGAGAUUGAUGAUUAUUGGUACAGCUUCUGGUGCCAUUAAAGUAUUUGGAAGACCUGGGGUAGAAUUUUAUGGUUUACAUUCAACAGAAAGUGGUGAAAAUGCUGUUACUAAAAUUAUUGCAUUGCCCAAUCAGGGUCGAUUGGUGUCAUUGUGUGAUGAUAAUUCUCUUCAUUUAUGGGAAAUUAAUACGAAUUCUGUAGUAAUGACAAAAUCAUUGCCAUUUGAGGGUAAAAUUAAAAAAAUAUCAGCAAUGUGUUUGGAAUCAAAUGGUGAACAUUUAUUACUUGGUACUGAGGGAGGAAAUAUUUAUCUAUUAAAUGUCAAAACUUUUACAAUGUCUGAUAAUAUUAUUUAUCAAGAUGUUGUUAUGCAAAAUGUUCCUGAUGAUUAUAAGAAAAAUCCAGGUGCAGUUGAGGCUAUUGCUGAACAACCUGGUCAUCCAGAUAAUAUAUUAAUUGGAUACAAUCGUGGUUUAAUGGUACUUUGGAAUAAAGCAACACCAGGUGCACAACAGCUGAUGGGUUUAUUUUCGCGUGCACAGACCUUUGUAUCACAACAACAACUUGAAUCAGUUCAUUGGGUAUCGGAAAAUAGAUUUGUAUCAUCUCAUAAUGAUGGUUCAUAUACAUUUUGGAGUCCAGGAAGUGAUGUUACAUCUGAACCAACAACUGUUUAUGGUCCAUUUCCAUGUAAAGCAAUUUCAAAAAUAAUGGCUCAUCCAAUUGACAAUGAUGGUGAUGAUGAUGAUGAUGAAAUUAUUUUAUUUUCUGGUGGUAUGCCACGUUCAAGUUAUGGUGAUAGACAUACUGUAACAACAUUUACUAAAACAAAACAUGUUGUAUUUGAUUUAACAUCAAAAGUUAUUGAUUUUUUUACAAUAUUACCAAAACAAGAUGAAGAUGAAAAAGAAUCAACAAUAAAAUCACCAGAAGCAUUAAUUAUAUUGGCUGAAGAAGAAAUUGUUGCUAUUGAUUUAACUGAUCCAGAAUGGAAAAUGAUGUCAUUACCAUAUCUUGUAUCACUUCAUGCAAGUGCUGUAACAUGUUCACAACAUGUACAAAAUAUACCAGAUAAACUUUGGGAUGAUAUUGUUAUGGCUGGUAAAUUACAAAUUGAACAUUUAUAUUCAGAUAAAAGUUGGCCAAUUGAUGGUGGUGUAUUAUUAAAUGAAAAUAAUAAUGAAAAUAAUAAUCGUGAAUUAUUAUUAACUGGACAUGAAGAUGGUACUGUACGUUUUUGGAAUGCAUCAAAUGUUGUAUUAACACCAAUAUAUAAAUAUAAUUCAUCAAUAUUAUUUAAUGGUGAACAUUUAGAUGCACUUGAACAAUUACCAGAUGAAGAUGAAGAAGAAUGGCCUCCAUUUAGAAAAAUUGGUACAUUUGAUCCAUACUCAGAUGAUCCACGUCUUGCUGUUAAAAAAAUAUUAUUAUGUCCAUUAUCAUCAACUUUAGUUGUUGCUGGUACAGCUGGACAUAUUAUAAUAGCUAAAAUAUCAUCUGAAAUAAAUAGCAAAAAUAUGAAAUCAGUUACAAUGAAUAUUGUUAAUGAUCGUGAUGGUUUUGCAUGGAAAGGACAUGAUAAUUUACCAGUACGUAGUGUUGUUAUAGAUUUUACAAUUGGUUUUCAACCAGAUAGUCUUGUACAAUUAUAUCCACCAGCAGCUGUAACAGCAUUAUCAAUACACAGUGAAUGGGGUCUUAUUGCAGCUGGUACUGCUCAUGGUCUUGCUGUAUUUGAUUACAUAAGAAAUAAACCAAUAAUUGUUAAAUGUACAUUAAAUCCAAAUGAUUUAAGUGGCUCUGGUGAUACACCAAUAUCAAGAAGAAAAUCAUUUAAAAAAUCAUUACGUGAAUCAUUUAGACGUUUAAGAAAAGGUAGAUCACAAAGAUGUGCAACAACAACAAAUAAUACAACAACACCAUCUUCAAUAAAAAAUAGAAAUAUAAAUUCAGAUAUUAAAAAAGAUAUUAGUUUAACAAGUAAUUUAGGAUCACCAAGUAAUCCAGAUACUACUACUGCUGGUGGAAUUGAUGUUAAACCAAUUGAACGUCAAGUUGAAGCAAGACCAGUUGAUGAUGCAUUUGGUUCAAUGGUUAGAAGUUUAUAUUUUGCUCGAAGUUUUAUAAUAAGUAUGCAAAAUACAACACCAACAUUAUGGGCAGGUACAAAUAAUGGUACUGUUUAUGUAUUUACAUUAGCAAUACCAGCUGGUAUUAGAAGAAAAGAUGAAAAUGUUAUUUGUACACUUGGUAAAGAAAUACAAUUAAAACAUCGUGCACCAGUUAUUGCAAUAACAAUAAUUGAUGGUUCAAGUGUACCAUUACCAGAACCAUAUGAGACUGAUAAACCAGAUAUGACAUCACCACAUAGAGUUAUUAUUGCAAGUGAAGAACAAUUUAAAAUAUUUAAUUUACCAUCAUUAAAACCAUCAUGUAAAUAUAAAUUAACAGCACAUGAAGGAUCAAGAGUACGUAAAACUGGUUUUGCUAAAUUUACAUGUCCAAUUGAACCAACUGGUACAAUACAUGAAGAAACAUGUUUAUUAUGUUUAACAAAUCUUGGUGAUUGUUUAAUAUUAAGUAUACCUGAUAUGAGACGACAGCUAAAUGCUGCUGCAAUUAAACGUGAAGAUAUUAAUGGUAUAUCAUCAUUGACAUUUACUAAAUCUGGUGAAGCAUUUUAUUUACAUUCAAGCUCAGAACUUGAACGUAUUUCAUUGUCUGUUACUAAAGUUACUAAAGCACAGUGUGCAUUAAAUUUAUUACCAAAUGCACGUGAAUCAUUAGAUAAAUCACCAGAAACAGAAGAAGAAGAAGAAGAUGAUGAAGAAGGCGACGACAACGAAGAAGAAAAUGAAGAAAUUGACAAUGAAAAUGAAAAACUAAAAAAUACAAAUGACAAACAAGAUGAAAUCGUUGAUAAAUUAUUAAAGCAUAAAUAUGAAACACAAAGUAAUGAAGCUAAUAAAACAAUAACUGAAAAUGGCAUUGGUAAUGAUGAGUCUAAAGAUUCAAUAUUAAAAUCAGGAACAAGUACUAAUGAUGUUAAUGGAAAUGGCGGUGGUAGUGGCGGUGGUGGUGGUGGUGGCAGUGGUGGUGAUGAUGAUCGUUCAAUUGGAGAUAUUACAAUUGACAGUGUCAAGGAUCAUUUACUUAACAGUUCACUUUUCAGAAAUGCAACAUCAUCUGAGGAUUUACAUAAUCGUCUUGCUGGUUUAAAAAUGGAAGUAACAUCUCGUACAUCAGAAAUAUCAACUCAAAAUCAAUCACUUGUUGUUAAAACAACAACUGUCAUAUCACAAACAUCAGCAAAUGGUACAACAAAUGGAGAAAUUGAAACUAAUCAAAUUAAUGAAUCACAACAAAUUAAUAGCACAACUGUAGAACAAGAAAUAAAUAGCGGUAGUGAAACCACAACCACUCAUGCAACCAUAACACUUCCACCCAAUGUUGAGAUUAGCGCAGCUGAUUUAGCAAAUUUAGAAGUUCAAACAACAACAGUAACAACUGAAAAAUCUAAAUCUCCAGUUGUCAUAAGAACCGAAGAGAUAAUAUCAUAAUUUAAUUAUUAUUUUCUCUUUCAAAUAGUUAUAUAGUUUAAAUAAUUAAUAAAAAAUUACAAGGCACGAGGAGUUUAAAUAUAUAAUUAUAUAUUUAAAAAAAAAUAUCAUCACUAACAUUCAAUCAACAUUUUUUUUUUUUUUAUAACAAUUUAAAUAAUAAUUAAGGAAAACACAAAAUUGUUUGUUAAAAUUCUUUUUUUAAUUUAUAACAAUAUGGUAUUCACAUUAAUUAUUAUUAUUAUUAUUAUUAUUAUGCAUUUAUAUUGUAUAAACAAUUAAACAUCAGUUGAUUGUUGAAAAAUUAAUUCUUCCAGUAUUUUUAAUUUUCAAUUAGAUUAUUUUAUUUUCAUCAGCUUUUUUUAUUUCAGGAUUUGGUUUUUUAUUAUAUUAUUGUAGCUAUUAAUUUCAACGAAAUAAUAAUAAUAAUAAUAAUAAUAACUACUUAAUAAUUUUACUAUAAAAAAAUAAAAUUUAGCCUUUAAGCUUAAAUUAAAAAUAUAUUUUUUAUCUAAAUAUAUUUAUAUAUUAAGAUUAUUAUAUUCGACAGUCAUUAAUCAACAUAUUAACAGCUAAUGCUCUUUACAGUGCCUCGUAUUUAUUUAAUGGGGAAUUGAAUAUUUUGUUAUAAAUAAGAAUUUUUACUAUUUCAAUUUAUUGUAAUUAAAAAUAUAUAUUAUUCGUGUAUAUGGUUUUGUUUUCGAUCAUCGUGACAAACAAAUAAAAUACUUACUUUUAUA
Aphidius gifuensis is the source of this 5066-nucleotide messenger RNA. RefSeq names its product lethal(2) giant larvae protein homolog 1 (gene l(2)gl). NCBI's taxonomy places the organism in Eukaryota, Metazoa, Arthropoda, Insecta, Hymenoptera, Braconidae. The transcript is spliced from 9 exons. Gene Ontology annotation, biological process: regulation of establishment or maintenance of cell polarity; regulation of protein secretion; establishment of spindle orientation. Bases 628 to 4326 code for a protein of 1232 amino acids. Gene Ontology annotation, cellular component: plasma membrane; cytoplasm; cortical actin cytoskeleton. Gene Ontology annotation, molecular function: GTPase activator activity; myosin II binding; syntaxin binding. The record is from RefSeq and is a predicted model, not a curated record.